UAUAUCUUUAUAGUAUAUUUUUUUUCAUACUAUUAGUCAUUGAAAAAAUAUGCUUUAUUUAUAAAACCGGCUGAUUGGGGAUUUGGGAAUGAUUGUGUCAAAAGUGUCAAGUAUACAUAUUUUCAAAUUCGUUUCUGCGUAUUCUCUCAGACAACAAUUUUUUAACGGCGUAGGUUCGAGAAGAUCGGCUUCAAUUAUGUCUUCAAAAAUCAAAAUUGGUACUCACAGUGGCGUAUUUCAUUGCGAUGAAGUUUUGGCCUGCUACAUGCUGAAAAAGUUGCCGCAAUAUAAAGACGCUUCGAUUGUAAGAUCACGAGAUCCCGAAAUUUUGAAAACGUGUGAUGUAGUAGUUGAUGUAGGAGGCGAAUAUGAUCCCUCUAAACAUCGAUAUGAUCAUCACAUGAGGGAGUUCAAGGAAACUGCAAGUUCAGUACUCAAUAAGCCAGGCUACGAUUGGACAAUAAAAUUAAGCAGCGCUGGUCUCAUUUAUUGUCAUUUUGGCCAGGAAAUAAUUAAACAGGUCAUUCCAGAAGUUGUCGAUCAAGCAGAGAUUGAUGCAAUUUUUAGAAAGGUCUAUGAUACUUUAAUCCAAGAAAUUGAUGGUAUUGAUAAUGGAGUUCCGAUGUUUGAAGGCGAACCUCGUUACCGAAUUCACACGAACUUGAGCUCCAGAGUGAGAAAUUUAAAUCCCCCAUGGAACAAGAAAGACGUUGAUUUGGAAGAACAAUUUCGCAAGGCUAUGAUUUUAGUUGGAACAGAGUUUGAGGAAUUUAUCCAUUAUUUUUCCCAAGUUUGGUUGCCAGCCAGAAAUCUCGUUAAGAAUGCUCUUCUAAAGCGAUUCGAGGUCGAUCCCAGUGGGGAGAUUGUAGAAUUGGAACAACCUUCUACUUGGACUGAACACAUGUUUGAAUUAGAAAAAGAAUUGAAUGUUGAUCCAGUUAUUAAAUACGUGAUUUUUAAAGAUGACUCGUAUAGGAUACAGGCAGUUCCUGUUCAAUUAGGCAGUUUUGUAUGUAGGAUGUUUUUACCAGAAGAAUGGGCUGGAUUACGAGAUGAAGACCUGGAUAAAGCCACUGGAAUCAAAGAUUGUGUUUUUGUACACUCGGUUCGUUUUAUCGGUGGGAAUAAAACCAGGGAAGGAGUCUUAGAAAUGGCACAAAAAGCCCUCAAAAUUGGAAAAUUGUCCGAGAAAUGACUGAUUUUAGCAAUAGAGGACCAGUAAACAUAAAUUUAAAUAUAAAUCUAUAUAAAAUAAAUUGAAGUUCUCAAU
Molecule: messenger RNA, 1270 nt
Organism: Belonocnema kinseyi
Lineage: Eukaryota; Metazoa; Arthropoda; Insecta; Hymenoptera; Cynipidae
Product: UPF0160 protein MYG1, mitochondrial
Exons: 6
Coding region: 89-1195 (368 amino acids)
Cellular component (GO): cytoplasm; nucleus
Source: RefSeq, a predicted model, not a curated record